GCUAUGUGCGCUUGGCCACUCUCCUGAGCGCUAGCACAUUACGUUCUUGCCUCAUUGUUUACGUUCAUGAUGGGCUGAAAGCUUACCAUCCUCCUUGCUGCUGCUGAUUCAGUAGCAUUGUAGGGCACUCAACAAGCGCACCUGGUCGGGAAACCCGGGCCCUCACAACAUUCGCUCAAUCUGUCUAGUUUCAUACCUCAGUAGCAAUGGAAGCCCGCCAAUCCAUGGCUCUACGCCCCCAGGAGCACGGGGGUCUGUUCGGGUCACGGCCGGUCCCCGGCACGUCUGCUUUUCUGUGCACCACCGUUCGGCCCGUGCCGCUCGAUUCGCCGGCGCGCGGGAUCUUGCGCUCGGCGUCGCUGCAGCGCCCGAGCUGGGCUGAGCCAGCCUUCGCCGCCGCUGCCGGCGUCGGCGCCGGCCCCGGCAUCAGUAGCCAGUACCGAGCCGCUGCAGCUACGGCCGCACCGUCACCGCUAUUGCGCCGCCGUCACCAGGGCCUCCUGGCGGCGGCCGCGGCCUCCGCCGGCAGCCCCGGCGGCCCCUCCCCGGCGGCGACGCCGCUCAGCAGCAGCUCCGAGCCGCCCGCCGGGAGCGCCGCCGGCUCUGACGUCGUGGCGACCAACGGCAACGGCGCAAAUGGCGCACACACAGCCAAUGGCGCGCACGCGCCCUCCCUUGCGGCGGCUGGGGCGGACGGCGGCAGCGCCGCCGCCACCGCGCACGCGCCGGCCUGGGAGCAGAAAGCUCGCGCGGCGGCGGCGGCGAUGAUGGCGUCGGGCGUGGACGGCGAGGAUGACGGCGCGGGUGCGGCGCCGGCGGCGGCGCCGCCCCCCGCCAAGACACGCAUUCAGAACGCCAUUGACAUGGCCACCUUCGCGCUCCCGCUGGCCACCCAGAACGUGCUGGGCUACAGCCUGAACGCGCUGAGCGAGUCGCUGGUGGGGCGGCUGGGCGCCAGCAGCCUCAGCGCCUCCACGCUGGCCAACUCCACCUACAGCCUGGUGGGGCUGUCGGUGGUGUGGGGCGGCGCGGCGGGCAUGGAGACGCUGUGCGGGCAGGCCUAUGGCGCGGGCAACCGGCGGCUGAUGCGGCUGGUGCUGCUGCGCGCGGUGGUGGUGUGCUGGGCGGUGUGCGUGCCGGUGGUGGCGCUGUGGAGCAACGCCGAGCCCUUCCUGCUCAUGCUGGGGCAGAACCCCACACUGGUGGCGGCGUCCACCGAGUACCUCAAGGCCCUGGCCCCCUCCAUGUUCGCCUACGUGCUGGCGGAGUGCGUGCAGACGUACCUGGUGGUGCAGGGCAUUGUGGCGCCCACCACCAUCGCAAAGGCCGUGGUGACGGUGGUGGGGCCGCUCUACUACUACGGCUGCAUGUUCUGGCUGGACCUGGGUCUGGUGGGUGCCGGGUAUGCCUACGCGCUGUGCAAGGCCACAAACGCGAUGCUGCUGCUGGGCUGGCUGGGCUGGCGCAUACUGCGAGGGCCGGAGCAGCAGCAGCAGCAGCAGCAUCUCGCUUCCAAGGAAGUGGCAGUGGCGGAGGGGGAGGAGGGGGCGGAGGGCGGGGCGGCGGGCGCCGCUGCGGCGUUGGGCAAGGCGGAUGCAAGCGGCGGCGGCCCUUUGAAGCUUGCAGACCUGAGACUGGUCGAGGCGCAGAAGGCGCGGGCGGAGCAGAAGAAGCGGGAGCAGCAGCAGCGGCUGUUGGAGGGGAGGCAGGGCGAGUCGUCGGAGGGGCGGCGGCAAAAGCGUGGGGAGCACGGCAUGGACGGCAACGCGCAUGAGGAGAUCCUGACGCCGCCGCUUGCGGCCGCCGCCUCGGCACCCGAGUUUAACCUCGGGCAUGAGGGCGCGAUGGCGGCGGCGAAGGUGGAGUCGAGUGGCGAUGCGUCGCGGCGGGGGACAGGGACGGCGUUGGCGGCGGCCGCGGCUGGGACGGGGACGGCGGCAGUGGCGGCGGCGGCGAUGCCGACGGCGUGGGGCGGGCUGCUGCACGGCCGCGGCGCAGAGAUGUGGGCUGCAGUCAAGGCGGAGAUGGUGGAGGUGUUUGACCUGCGCGCGUGUUGGGAGUAUGUGAAGUUCGGGUUCCCGGCGGCAGUGAUGUCGUGUCUGGAGUGGUGGGCGUACGAGGCGCUCGUGAUCAUGGCAGGCUGGCUGCCCAACGCGGAGGUGGCUCUGGGCUGUUUGGGCAUCUGCCUCACCGUCAGCGGCUGGGUGUACAUGGUGCCACAGGCCAUCUCCACGGCCGCAUGCACGCGCGUGUCCAACGCACUGGGCGCCGGGGACGCGGUCACGGCCAAGCGCAACUUCCAGGCCGCCUACGGUCUGGUCCUGGUGUCGCAGCUGGCCAUCUCCGCCUGCCUGCUGCCCAACGCCGCCCGCGUGGCGCGCUUCUUCUGCCCCGACCCUGUGGCGGCGGCGCUGGCGUCCACACUGCUGCCCAUCACGGCGCUCAAUACCAUUGGCGACGGCAUGAACUGCGUGCUGAACGGCAUCCUGCGCGCCUGCGGCCGCCAGGCCCUGGGCGCGCGGCUGCAGCUGAUGACGUACUGGGUGUGCGGCCUGCCGCUGGCCUACUGGGCGGCCUUCAAGAUGGGGCUAGGAGUCAAGGGCUUUGUGAUGGCCAUCGGCGCCACCAGCCUGGCGCAGUCGCUGCUGGUGGGGCUGCUCAUCAGCCGCUUCAACUGGGACGUGGAGGUGCGCAACAGCCAGCAGCUGCUGUCCACAAUCUCCAGCUCCGGGUCCUCGGGGUCGUCGGGCUCCGCGGACGAUGCCAGCGGGGCGGAUGAGGGGGCGGUGGGGGAGCAGGGGGCCGCGGCGGGCGGGCGGCGGUGAGGGCUGGUGAGGGCGUGGGGUGGGUUGUUGAGGGCGUGGAGGAGGUUGGUUUGAGCGCGGGGUCAGGCGGCGGGAGGGCAGCGUUGGGCAGUGUUGCACAUAAGAACCGCAGGACUGGGAGGGCGGAGACCGUGCGAGGAUAGUAAGGCAUACGGGUGGCGCGGUUUUACUUGCACGGGGUAGAAUUGCAUCAUUGGCGUCAUGACGGUUUCCAUAUUUGAGUGAGGGGUAAGUGAAGCAUAAUUAGUGUGGUGUCCAAUGUGCGCACCAUUCACCGUAUCACGGCCUAGCUCGUCUCUUCAUCAUGUGCUUCUGAAAGAUUUUAGUGAAGGUGCCGUGAAUCCUGUUCCGGCCGGUGGUUGUGUUCUGUUUGUGUUUUGUGAUUCCUGGGCCAAGAAUGGCAAUAAGAGAUCCUCGAGGAGUGUCAGAGGUACCAUAAGGAUGUCCCCGCGGAUGCUGGGCAAGUCCGUUUCAACUACAAUAGCGGCCGCAGCUGCGGCACUGUUUUAUGACAGCCACCCAGACGCAAGGUGGCAUCGCUCAGGAGGCGAUUUGAAUUUAUUGAUGUGGUGGUUGCGUGCGCCGAGGAUUGGACGUAGAGGAGAGCAUACACCACACAGGAGUGCAGUGACGCGGGGAGAGGAGGGCAGUGCGUGGCAUCGCACGAGGGCUGUCGUGCUGUGGACGUCGAGGGGGGCUAUGGGGCCGGACUUAGUAUGCGGGUCGGUGACAGUAAUAUAUGGACGGACGUGUGGCGGGUUUUGGAAUGUUGGCAACCUCUGGCAAGACUUCGCAACUGUGUUUCCUUUGUCGUUGCUGUUGGUCGUAGUGCUGCGGUUGUGGUGGCGGUGCGCGCAUUGCGCAGGCAAGGGCGCCCUGUGCGCAUGGCCAGGCGACAGAGGCAGUGCAAGGUGUCCCAGAUGGCAGCAGCGUACUGAAGUACUGUACGCGCGCAUGCGGCGGCGAGGGUGUGUGGUGACAUCAGCAUUUGAUAUGAGGCGCGUGGCGAUAUGGCGAGGCGCGGAGGCCGGCAACGUGAGGACUGAGUGAUGAGCCAUGUAGCAAGCAGGCACGUGGGCACACAGACGCCUGGAGUGUGGGUUACUAGCGGGCGGUGGGUACAUAGAAUAUUGCAAUCAGCUGUGACGCUGCGUUGCACGGCCAGUAUGGUUCGGACGGUGUGCGGUAGUUCGUGAGAUCGACGGGCGACCAGGAAGCGGUGUCGUGCUGGCGCAAGUGUCCGUGCGUGUGGCGUGUGUGACGUGUGGGCCGCUUACGGCAAACGGACCAGUCGGACUGCGUCAGUGCAAGCAUAGCGGCGAAUUGAUUACUGGGUGUUUUGCAAGCAUGCACAGCUCCAGUAGGAGUUCUUGCAGGCCCAGGGGACAGUCGGGAAACCGAUGUUAAGACAAGAUGAACACUGAUGAACACGACAGGUGUGUGCGUCCAUUAUUGAUGCCCGACUCUGCAGGUGCUAUGCAACAUGAAUGCGAGCAGAAGGUGUGAGUCACUAAGUUAUGACAGCUGCUUCGCGCUUGUCUGCCGUGCGGAAUUCAGGGGAAGGUCCUAAGGUGUACGUACGAUAUGAAUCUCGCGUAUAGACGAAG
Messenger RNA from Chlamydomonas reinhardtii, 4432 nucleotides. RefSeq lists its product as uncharacterized. The transcript has 10 exons. The coding region runs from base 225 to 2825 and encodes 866 amino acids. Gene Ontology annotation, molecular function: antiporter activity; xenobiotic transmembrane transporter activity. NCBI's taxonomy places the organism in Eukaryota, Viridiplantae, Chlorophyta, Chlorophyceae, Chlamydomonadales, Chlamydomonadaceae. The record is from RefSeq and is a predicted model, not a curated record. Gene Ontology annotation, biological process: xenobiotic detoxification by transmembrane export across the plasma membrane. Gene Ontology annotation, cellular component: membrane.